Lemur catta (Ring-tailed lemur) is the source of this 1541-nucleotide messenger RNA. RefSeq names its product serpin family F member 1 (gene SERPINF1). Gene Ontology annotation, biological process: positive regulation of neurogenesis; negative regulation of endopeptidase activity; negative regulation of angiogenesis. The record is from RefSeq and is a predicted model, not a curated record. Gene Ontology annotation, molecular function: serine-type endopeptidase inhibitor activity. The transcript is spliced from 8 exons. NCBI's taxonomy places the organism in Eukaryota, Metazoa, Chordata, Mammalia, Primates, Lemuridae. The coding region runs from base 161 to 1417 and encodes 418 amino acids.
AGGUCGCUUUAAGAAAGGAGUAGCUGUAAUCUGAAGCCUGCUGGACGCUGGAUUAGGAGGCAGCAAAAAAAGCUCUUGUACUUGCUGGAGCCCCCUCAGUGUGCAGGCUUGGAGGGACCCAGGCUGGGAGUGGAGCUGCAGCGGACCCACAGGCCCCAGGAUGCAGGUCCUUGUGCUACUCCUCUGGACGGGAGCCCUCCUCGGGCACAGCAGCUGCCAGAACACCGCCGGCAGCCCGGAGGAGGGCUCCCCAGACCCCGAUGGCACAGGGGCACCAGUGGAGGAGGAGGACCCCUUCUUCAAGGUCCCUGUGAACAAGCUGACAGCAGCAGUCUCCAACUUUGGCUAUGACCUGUACCGUGUGCGGUCCAGCAUGAGCCCCACAACCAACGUGCUCCUGUCUCCACUCAGUGUGGCCACAGCUCUCUCUGCUCUCUCGCUGGGAGCUGAGCAGCGAACGGAAUCUGUCAUUCACCGGGCUCUCUACUAUGACUUGAUCAACAACCCAGACAUCCAUGGCACCUACAAGGACCUCCUCGCAACUGUCACUGCCCCCCAGAAGAACUUCAAGAGUGCUUCCCGGAUCGUCCUCGAGAAGAAGCUGCGCAUAAAAUCCAGCUUUGUGGCACCCCUGGAGAAGUCAUACGGGACCAGGCCCAGAAUCCUGACUGGCAACCCCCGCGUGGACCUGCAGGAGAUUAACGGCUGGGUGCAGGCCCAGACGAAGGGGAAGGUCGCCAGGUCCACAAAGGAGAUGUCCGGUGAAAUCAGCAUCCUCCUUCUCGGCGUGGCCUACUUCAAGGGGCCGUGGCUAACAAAGUUUGACUCAAGAAAGACUUCCCUCAAGGAUUUCUACUUGGAUGAAGAUAGGACUGUGAGGGUCCCCAUGAUGUCAGACACUCAGGCUAUUUUACGCUAUGGCCUGGAUUCUGACCUCAACUGCAAGAUUGGCCAGCUGCCCUUGACCGGAAGCAUGAGUAUCAUCUUCUUUCUGCCCGUGAAAGUGACCCAGAACUUGACCUUGAUAGAAGAGAGCCUCACCUCUGAGUUCAUUCAGGACAUAGACCGAGAACUGAAGACUGUCCAAGCAGUCCUGACCAUCCCCAAGCUGAAGCUGAGUUAUGAAGGCGAAGUUACCAAGUCCUUGCAGGAGAUGAAGCUGCAAUCCUUGUUUGAUUCACCAGACUUUAGCAAGAUCACAGGCAAACCUAUCAAGCUUACUCAAGUGGAACACCGGGCUGGCUUCGAGUGGAAUGAGGAUGGGGCAGGAACCACCCCUAGCCCAGGGCCCCAGUCUUCCCACCCUAUCUUCCCCUUGGACUAUCACCUUAACCAACCCUUCAUCUUUGUACUGAGGGACACGGACACAGGAGCCCUUCUCUUCAUAGGCAAAAUUCUGGACCCCAGGGGCACUUAAUCCUCCAGUUUAAUGUUCCAAUACCCUAGAAGAAAACCCCAGAAGGAUGGCAUAUUAUACAUUACAUGAAGGCUGCCCCUAUAAUGUUUCAUCAAUGUAUACAAUAAAAGAGCUUUAUCCUUAA